This is a messenger RNA of Passer domesticus (house sparrow), 1785 nucleotides long. It is a transcript of the gene LRRC14B, whose product is annotated as leucine rich repeat containing 14B. Bases 130 to 1680 code for a protein of 516 amino acids. The record is from RefSeq and is a predicted model, not a curated record. The transcript is spliced from 2 exons. NCBI's taxonomy places the organism in Eukaryota, Metazoa, Chordata, Aves, Passeriformes, Passeridae. Gene Ontology annotation, cellular component: cytoplasm.
GGCUUCCCAGGCCAGAGUGAAACAGUUGCAAACAGCAGUUGCAGAUAAAAAUAGAAGGUCGUAAGCAACCAGGAUCUUUAGUUAAAUAUAGAAGUCACUCUCCAUGACAGUAAGGAGUCCAGGACAACAAUGAAGUCUCUCCGAUUCAUUAGCGCUGAAGCAUUCGUGUCAAAUGCAGAGUUUGCCAGGAAGAGUCUCGGGGCUGUUGCCCAUGACCUUUUUCCGCUUCUUUUUAAAGCCAGCUAUUUACUGGAGCAAGGGGAAGUGAUUCAUGACUUGGUAGAGAACUGGCCACUUUUUGAUUUUAACAUGGGAAAACUUUUGGGAGCUACUCUGGACUACGAGGAAGAUCUGAGCCAUAGAACAUGUUCAGUAUGCUUGGAAAGCUGUCUGACAGGGCUGAGGGAUUAUGUGCUGAAUCAGUCUUCUCCCUACAUGAAAAAGUUGAAAGUGGUCGACCUGACGGGUAUAAAAGAUGUUGAAGUUCAGUUUUGUAAGUGCAAGAAGACAAUGGGCAGGUGGGCCAGGACACAGCUGCUCUCUAAGCUUUGUUCAGACCUCCAGGUUUACCUCCAACAAGCACAGUGCAAUCCAGGUACCUUUGAAGUCAGUAUCAAUGUACUAAUUGACUUGUUUGUAACAGAGAGGAACUAUGAGCUGGUCAUGCAGGCCCUGCUGAAGAAAUGCAGCUGCCCACUGAAAAUCUGCUGUGUGGCAUUCAGAUCUGACAACCUGACCUUGCAGAAAUUCUUCUAUAUCAUAAAGCUCGCUGAUCCCUCCUUGUUGCGCAAACUGGAAAUAGUUCAUAAUGUUCACUUGGAAAUGGAACACUUGGAAAUGCUCUUCAACAGUAUCCACUUCCCUCUAUUGAUGUCUUUGACCUUGCCAGCACGAACAUUUAAUGUGCGGAGGUUCACAGCUGCAGAUGAACAGAUGCUUACUAACAUUGGCGAAAAGAUGGGUGAAAUGACAGAGCUUACUGAGCUGAGUAUGUCAUUUUCUAUACUCACUGGAAGAAUACAGAACCUUCUCAGCCCACUAAAAACUCCACUGAAGAUGCUGGAUGUUUCUAACUGCUCCUUGAACCAUGCUGAUAUGGCCUUUUUAGCCAAUAGCUUCCAUGCCAAUCACUUGGAAGCCCUGGACCUGAGUGGUCAUGAUAUACCUGAGCUUUACCCAUCAACAUUCUUUAAACUCCUCAGCCAUUGCUCUUCAGUGCUCAGGAGUCUUACCCUGGAGGACUGUAACAUCCAAGACACUCAUGUCAACAUGUUGAUUUUGGGUUUAAGCCCUUGUCAGAAACUACAGGAAUUUAAGUUUAUUGGAAACCCGCUGUCAUCCCAAGCACUUAAACAUCUUUUCACAUUUCUCUGUGAAUUGCCAAUGCUGAAAAAUGUGGAGUUCCCAGUUCCAAGGGAUUGCUACCCUAUUGGGAUCACCUACCCCAUUGAUGAUGCCAGUGUUUGCAGAUUUGAUCACCAAAAAUAUGAAAGGGUAGCAGAGGAGCUUAACCUCAUUUUACUCCAAGCAAAUAGAGGGGAUGUGAAGGCUUCAACGCCACUCUUUGGGAGUUAUGAUGCUGCUGUUCAGGAGACAAACAAUGAACUGGGAGCUUACUUGAUCAAGUCCUUCAAAGAGACUUUAGAGAAGUUCACUUCUUCAUUUAACAAAAUGAGUUAAAUUUGUAAAAUUGUAAAGUAGUGAUGAGAUGAUCUGCCAACUCAGAACUUAAAUUAGUCUUUUCUAGAUCUGCACCUUCAGUCAUCAGUUGUGAAUUUUCUUCAA